ACAGUCUGCAGUCUACGGUGAGGCACAGGCCAGCCCAGCUCCACGAGGACUGAACAAGGUGCUGUCCCACUGCCACCAUGCCGGAAGUCGAGAGAAAACCCAAGAUCACUGCCUCCCGCAAACUCUUGCUGAAGAGCCUGAUGCUGGCCAAGGCCAAGGAAUGCUGGGAGCAGGAACAUGAGGAGCGCGAGGCUGAGAAGGUGCGCUACCUGGCAGAGCGCAUCCCCACGCUGCAGACCCGUGGCCUGUCCCUCAGCGCCCUGCAGGACCUGUGCCGGGAGCUGCACGCCAAGGUGGAGGUGGUGGAUGAGGAGCGAUACGACAUUGAGGCCAAAUGCCUCCACAACACCAGGGAGAUUAAGGACCUGAAGCUGAAGGUGAUGGACCUCCGUGGGAAGUUCAAGCGCCCGCCCCUGCGUCGGGUCCGUGUCUCGGCUGACGCCAUGCUCCGGGCUCUGCUGGGCUCCAAGCACAAGGUGUCCAUGGAUCUGCGGGCCAACCUCAAGUCUGUGAAGAAGGAAGACACAGAGAAGGAGCGGCCUGUGGAGGUGGGUGACUGGAGGAAGAACGUGGAGGCCAUGUCUGGCAUGGAAGGCCGGAAGAAGAUGUUUGAUGCCGCCAAGUCUCCGACCUCACAAUAGAGGCCAGCUUGCUGUGCUGCGCUCUGAGCUCCUGCUUCGUGCUUCUUCUCCAACCCAGCUCACUCAUCUCUCUGCCUGUGUCUGGAGCAUCCCUUCCCCCCUUUCCCCCACUUCUUCCCUCCAGCCUGUAUG
Messenger RNA from Pongo pygmaeus (Bornean orangutan), 773 nucleotides. It is a transcript of the gene TNNI1, whose product is annotated as troponin I1, slow skeletal type. The transcript has 9 exons. The coding region runs from base 78 to 641 and encodes 187 amino acids. Gene Ontology annotation, cellular component: troponin complex. Gene Ontology annotation, biological process: cardiac muscle contraction; skeletal muscle contraction. The record is from RefSeq and is a predicted model, not a curated record. Lineage: Eukaryota; Metazoa; Chordata; Mammalia; Primates; Hominidae.